Balaenoptera acutorostrata (minke whale) is the source of this 5398-nucleotide messenger RNA. It is a transcript of the gene TRDN, whose product is annotated as triadin. Gene Ontology annotation, molecular function: signaling receptor binding. The transcript is spliced from 42 exons. Lineage: Eukaryota; Metazoa; Chordata; Mammalia; Artiodactyla; Balaenopteridae. The coding region runs from base 231 to 2594 and encodes 787 amino acids. Gene Ontology annotation, cellular component: membrane; sarcoplasmic reticulum. The record is from RefSeq and is a predicted model, not a curated record.
AGCCACAAGUGCUGCUUGGAAAGGGCUCAGGUUGUUUCCAGGGGGGAGGACUCUGCAGAGAAGAGACAAAGUUCAACAGGACAACAAAGGAGCAGCAGAAACAGCCAGGAAAAGGAAGAGCCCUCACGCUUUCACACAGAGCCCCCUAUCAGAGUUCUCCAAACCUAAGUUAUUCUGCAAAGGGCCACUUGACCGGAAUUUUUGCCUGCCUUUUCCUUUCUCCAACCACCAUGACUGAGAUCACGGCUGAAGGAAAUACAUCUACGACCACAACUGUGGUAGACAGCAAGAAUGGAUCUGUGCCCAAAUCCCCUGGGAAAGUGGUGAAGAGGACAGUCACAGAAGAUAUAGUGACGACAUUCAGUUCCCCAGCAGCCUGGCUUCUGGUCAUUGCUCUGAUCAUCACGUGGUCAGCUGUGGCCAUUGUUAUGUUUGACUUAGUGGAUUACAGAAACUUUUCAGCAAGCUCUAUUUCCAAGAUGGGCUCAGAUCCUCUAAAACUUGUACAUGACGCUGUGGAGGAAACCACGGACUGGGUCUAUGGCUUCUUUUCUUUGUUGUCUGACAUCAUCUCGUCUGAGGGUGAUGAAGAAGAUAAUGAUGAUGGAGACAAGGACACUGAUAAAGGAGAAGUAGAGGAGCCUCCCUUGAAAAAAAAAGAAAUACACAAAGAAAAGACUGAAAAGCAGGAGAAAACUGAAAGGAAAAUACAAACUAAAGUUACACACAAAGAGAAAGAAAAAGACAAAGAAAAAGGAAAACCUGAAAAGAAAGCAACUCACAAGGAAAAAAUUGAGAAAAAAGAAAAACCAGAAACAAAGACAGUGGCAAAAGAAGAGAAGAAACCUAAGACUAAAGAAAAGACUGAAGAAAAGAUUAAAAAGGAAGUGAAAGGUGCAAAACAGGAGAAGGUGAAGCAAACAGCUGCAAAAGUAAAAGAAGCACAGAAAACAUCACCUAAACCCAAAGAGAAGGACAAGAAAGACGCUGCAGUGGUGUCCAAGCAUGAACAGAAAGAUCAGUAUGCAUUCUGUCGAUAUAUGAUUGACAUAUUUGUCCAUGGGGAUUUAAAACCAGGACAAAGCCCAGCCAUACCACCUCCAUUACCAACAGAACAAGCUUCUGGACCCACUUUGGCAUCACCAACUCUUGAAGAAAAAGAAGAAGAAAAGAAGAAAGCUGAGAAUAAAGUGACUUCCGAAACAAAAAAGAAAGAAAAAGAAGAUGUCAAAACGAAAACUGAGAAGGAAACUGCCAUGGACGUAAAGAAAAAAGAUCCUGGCAAAGUCCCAGAAGCCAAACAAGGGACAAUAAAAAUUGCAGCACAAGUAGCAACUAAAAAAGAUGAAAAGAAGGAAGAUUCCAAGAAAACAAGAACAACUGCAGAAGAACUACCCAAGGGAAAAAAACAGGAAAAGAAAGAAAAACAUGUAGAACCAGCAAAGUCACCAAAGAAGGAGCAUUCAGCUCCAAGUGAAAAACAAGUUAAAGCAAAAACUGAACGAGCCAAAGAAGAGGUUGGUGCUGCCUCAACUAAAAAAGCUGUACCUGGAAAGAAGGAGGAGAAAACAACCAAGACAGUGGAGCAAGAUAUUCAGGUCCCUAACUUUAAAAAAAACCCUGGAGGAGAUCUGAGGAGAUGGCGGAAGAGUAAGACGCGGAGAUCACCUUCCUCCCCACAGAUACAUCAGAAAUACAUCUACACGUGGAACUGCUCCUAUAGAACACCCACUGAACGCUGGCAGAAGACCUUAGACCUCCCAAAAGAAAUUAGAAAAGAAAAAUCCGGGAAGACUUCAUCAGUUCUGAAGGAUAAAGAGCCUAUUAAGGGAAAAGAAGUGAAGGUUCCAGCUUCCCUAAAGGAAAAAGAACCUGAAAUUAAAAAACAUGAAAAGAUGUCCAAAGCAGGCAAAGAAGUCAAGCCCAGGUCUCCACAGCCACAAAUAAAAAAAGAAGAUAAGCCAGAGUCACAAGUUAAAAAGGAAGCAAAACCAGCUUCAUCCGAAAAAGCUCAAAUACACAAACAAGACAUAGUGAAACCAGAAAAGACUGUUUCUCAUGGUAAACCAGAUGAAAAAGUUGUCAAGCAGGCAAAAGCUAUCACAAUAGAAAAAACAGUCAAACCCAAACCAACAAAAAAAGCUGAACAUCAAGAAAAAGAAUCUCCAUCUAUAAAAACAGACAAACCAAAACCAACUCCAAAGGAAACAUCAGAAGUAACAGCAUCAGUGAAGAAGAAAAUUGAAAAAUCUGGAAAGGAAAGUAAAGAAAAAGCAGAAAUGAAACAUCUUAAAGAAGAAAAAGUGCCAACUAGAAAAGAAGGUCUUCAAUUAUACAAUGUGACAAAAGCAGAAAAACCUGCAAGAGUAUCAAGAGAAGAUUCUGAAGAUGUACCAGCUUCAACGAAAGCUAAAGAAGAAGCUGAAGAUGUGCCUUCCACAAAGAGGCAAAAAAGCCCCAUCAGCUUCUUCCAGUGUGUCUACUUGGAUGGCUACAAUGGCUAUGGAUUUCAGUUUCCUGUCACUCCUGCACACCGCCCUGGAGAGAGCUCUGGCCAACCAAGUUCUCCAGGAGAGAAGCAACAAAGACAAUAAGACACAUAUACACAGCCCUUACAAGUGCUUUAAGACUUUGAAAAUAGGAUCUUCUGUUUGUCCAGAGUGGCACGUGCAAUUGAAAUCAUAUAGUCCGGGGAAUUUCUUUGAAAAUAUUUUACUCUUCUGCCUGGUGUAGAAAGAAAGAGUGAGCAAAGGGAUUGAAUGAUAAGUAGACAAGUUGGAGGGUCUGGCGCUCAAGAAUCUGUCUUUUGUUUGUUGCUGGGUGUGGGUACUUAUAUUUUUCCAUUUCCACUCACUGUAGGGUUGUUCACAAAUUAAGUUAAAUUUUACUUAAUAAUGGUCUUUUAAACAUAAUUGAUACAAUGACAAAAUGAAAUUUCUGGCUUCAGUUAGAUAUUUACUUUUAAGUGAAAACACGGACUAUGCUUUAAGUUUAAAGGGUAUAGGAGCUUAUACAAAAGCUGCUCUUUUACAUCAUGUAGGUAUCUAAACUCAAUUUACCCAGUAAGCUGAUGUUUAAUAGUUUUUUUUUAACAUCUUUAUUGGAGUAUAAUUGCUUUACAAUGGUGUGUUAGUUUCUGCUUUAUAACAAAGUGAAUCAGCUAUGCAUAUACAUAUAUCCCCAUAUCCCCUCCCACUUGUGUCUCCCUCCCACCCUCCCUAUCCCACCCCUCUAGGUGGUCACAAAGCACCGAGCUGAUCUCCCUGUGCUAUGCGGCUGCUUCCCACUAGCUAUCUAUUUUACACUUGGUAGUGUUUAUAUGUCCAUGCCACUCUCUCACUUCGUCCCAGCUUACCCUUCCCCCUCCCCGUGUCCUCAAGUCCAUUCUCUACGUCUGCGUCUUUAUUCCUGUCCUGCCCCUAGGUUCUUCAGAACCAUUUUUUUUUAGAUGUUUAAUAGUUUGAUUUGAUUUCUGUCUGUCUCUAUUUUAGUUGUGACUAUGCUCUAAAAAUGAGUAACAGUUGCACCAAAGAAUGCUUUAAGUUCCUUGUGAUGCUCUUUUAGAGCUCAGAAUAUCUCUGACCUUUAGACAUGAUAAGAUGGAGUAGAAAUGUUUGAUGAAUCUUAUCUCUAAGAUUUGUCUUGAAAUACUAUUAAGACAUUCACUCCAGUGGAAACACACUAUCCAAUUAGGCAAGUCUGGUGAAUCAUUUGUUUAAGUAUAAGCAAAUGAGAUGUAGAAUUGUCAGAUUUCUCCAGACUGUGCCCUAGUGAAAGUGUCACCUGGGUGAAAUUUUAGAUCAAUCACUAAAUUUGGGUGACAGAUACAAGAGUAUUUUCAUUUCAUUUUAAUAGGAUCAUUCUAUGGAGUUAAACAGGUUUUAUUUCUCAAAACAGAAAAAUAUGAAUGUCAUUAGAGGUGAAGGAAUACAUUUUAACCGUAAGUGCUUCAUGAGAUGUCUUACUUAUUUUUUAGGUAAUUGGUUACCAGUGUCAAUGAAAUGAAUGACAAUCUUUAACUUAUUUGGUGAUGCAUCACUGGGAAUAACUACUAUAGUUUUGCCAUCCUUUUGUCUCCCAGUGAUGUAAACACUUGUGUUUUUUACCACAUUUUUCUAUCAACUCUAAAAGUCAUGCCAGGGAAUUCCCUGGUGGUCCAGCGGUUACGACUCUGUACUUCCACUGCAGGGGGGAAGGGUUCCAUCCCUGCUCGGGGAACUAUGAUCCCGCAUGCUGUGUGGCGUGGCCAAAAUACUUAAAUAAAUAAAAGUAGAAGUCACGCCACUGUGACCUUUAUCAUGUUUACAGUUGCAAUUCAACUUAUGACACAUUAACUCAGGAAAUAAAUUGAGUUAUUCUUUCUGGCUUUAUAAUUAUCUUCAGCAAAGUCUGAAGUAGCCAGAGCCGACACUAGCCAAGUCAUUUAUUUUCAAGGGCUGCAACUAAGUUCUUUAGGUCCAAGAUGUAGAACUCUGUUUUACUAGAAUAUCAUUAGGGUAGGGCAUCAGUAACAUGUUAAUUAUUAAUAAUGAAUUUUCAGUGACUUUUGUGAAAAGUUGAUCUUGGCCACAGGCUGAUGGACCUAAGUUACACCACAAAAGCCAAUGGUACAAUGAACCAAGAUUAAUGACACUCCUUAUGGGGGGGUGCCUGGAAGUGUGUAACUUCCGUACUGACCAGAUGGUACCAUCUUGUAAAGCCUCUUCAUGUAACAAUGGAAACUUGUGGAAAGGACAGUGGAUGAAGCUUAUUGCUCAACUGCUGCCCCAGCGUGUCCAAUUUAAUGACUAAAGGAAUAGAGAGCAAAUAUGACAGUUUUCUCAACUUCAUAGAGAAGAAUGGUUUCAUUCUUUUCCUUCAGUGACUAUUGAGCAUUUACUCUUUCUAGGGCACUGCGUUAGGCACUGGACUAUAUAAGAAAAGUAUCAGAGACAAAUUCUUUUCCCAGUGCUAUCCUGACACAAUAUGUGGCCUUGGAAAAUUUGCUAAACAUACUGCGCUUGUUUCCCUGUGUGUAAAAUAGGGAUUUCAGGACAAACAACCUUAUACCUCACAGACGUACUGUGGAGACUGACAAAAUAUCUUAAUGUGGAUAUGACAUAAAAAAAAUUUUCUGAAAUAAUACUUUUGGAUGUGGCACUACUUUUCCCUCUGAGUGCCUUUCUAUAUUAUAUUAUUGUUUCUUUCACGCUCAUUAUGAAAACUGUUUGAUAAAAAAAUAAAAUAUGACAAUUUCUUGUAAUUAGAAUUAGACGAAUGAAUUAUGAUGUUAACAAUAUUAAUAAUAAUUGUUAAGGUUUAUCUGCUUAAAGUUACAAUGAUAAUAGCACAUGAAAAAUACUAACUAAACUCUCAUCUGUUCGUACGAGUCCAUCAAAUAAAGUAUUUCUAGCCCUUU